GUUUCCAUUCCAAUGGUUCAACGUUGUUGCAACUUUUACAUUUCAAUUUCAAGGCGGCUGAAUGCCCUUCCAAUUCUAAAACCUCCUCCUCCUCCCUCUCAGACAUUCUAUCAAACACUUUCAAUACACUCUCAUUCAAACAAUCACUAUCCUCCUCCUCCUCCUUAUCCUUUCCACUUCAACUUUGAUUUCAAUCACCCAACUCUAUUGAAAUUCAUCCAAUUCCUCAAAAACAACAACGACAAAAACGAUGAUGAUGAUGAUGAUGUUCAUUUCCUUUCAUCACUGGAAGAACCAAAUGCAGAUUUAAUAUGUUCCGCAGCAAUUUGGGUUUUAAGGGAAGAUUGGAAACCUGCAUUGCGUGCCUUCAAAUUGAAUAGCCUCUAUAAUAACGAAAAAGCUUGCAACUUGAUGAUAUGGGUUUUGGGAACUCAUGCAAAAUUUUCCAUAGCAUGGUCCAUCAUUCGAGAUAUGCAUAACUAUUCUCUCUCCACUCAUCAGGCUAUGCUUAUUAUCAUUGACAGGUACAUCACUUUUCUUUAUCCUUUUUUUAUAUUGUCAUUCGAUGCAUUGCUAGAAUCAUCGGUUGUAUGUGGGUAGGAAAAUUAGGAAAUAACAUUCACUUUUCAUCUAUAGGAUUGUUUCUGCUUGAUAAUUCAGAAAUAAUGCAUAUGCAAAUAACUCACCUUUUAUUGUGCCAUUUCAUUUCAAUCAGAUAUGCAUAUGCAAAUAACUCUACUAAGGCUAUUGAAACAUUCAACUUUAUGAACAAGUUCAGAUUGACCCCUGAUCGGGAAGCAUUUCGUGCACUUUUGACUGCUCUUUGUAAAUAUGGUAACGUCGAAGAGGCUCAAGAGUUUAUGCUAGUCAACAACAAGUUCUUCCCACUUGAGAUCGAGAGCUUCAACAUUAUUCUUAAUGGAUGGUGUAACAUAACAGUUGAUGUAUAUGAAGCAAAAAGAGUUUGGAGAGACAUGUUAAAAUACUGUAUAACACCAGAUGUUACUUCAUAUAGCCACAUGAUUUCUUGCUUUUCGAAGGAAGGGAAUCUUUUUGACUCUCUUAGACUCUAUGAUCAGAUGAAAAAAAGGGAAUGGAUCCCUGGGAUAGAGAUCUACAAUUCCUUAGUGUAUGUUUUAACUCGUGAAAAUUGUCCCAAGGAAGCUCUCAAGACUAUAGAUAAAAUGAAGGAACAAGGUUUGCAGCCAGACUCUGACACAUUUAACUCCAUGAUCCGACCUCUCUAUCAAGCUGGAAAACUAGCAGCGGCAAGAAUAGUGUUGAACACAAUGGUAGAGGAGAAUAUUAGUCCAACUGUUGAGACUUACCAUGCAUUCUUUGAAGGAACAGAUUAUCAUGGAACGUUAGAAUUUCUGAGUAAGAUGAAAGGUUCUGGUUUGGGUCCAAAUAAAGAUUCCUUUCUUAUAAAUCUGGUAAAGUUCUUAGAGUUGAAGCAACUUGUAAAUGCACUGAAAAUUUGGGCAGAAAUGAAGAAAUAUGAUGUGGAGCCCAGUUGUAUACAUUACAGAAAAAUGGUUAAAGGGCUUGUAACAUGCAGGUGGUUCAUAAAAGCCAAGGAUUUUUAUGAGGAGAUGAUCUCAAACGGAUGUUCAGAAGAUCCAAAGCUUAAUAAGCUCCUUCAGAAAGAAGUGCUUGAUAGUGGUGAUAAAAGAAAACAGAAUGUUAUAAAGGCUAUUAGUGAUAAAGUGUGAGAAUUCUGAAAAGCGAUAAGUUGAGAUGGCAAAAACAUUGAGAGCAGUGAAGAUAUAGAGAUCUCUUACUUGAAGCAGAGAAACAGAAGCUCCCGAUUUUUAUCUUGUGAUUCUGCAUUCUACCAUUGGGAAUGUUGAAGCAUUUGCAGUGCCAAUAUUGUUGACUAAAAGGUGAAUUUCUUGAGGUCACUUCAUAGUCCUGACAUGUAUUAAUCUGGCUCUUAGCCCUUUGACAGCCUGCCUAAUUUUUGAAUUUUGCUACAAGAGAUGUAAUGAAGAAAUGAAAAAAAUAGUGACCCUCAUGUUAUCUGAUCUAUAAAUGAAUCCUUGAUAGUUUUGGUCGCUGCUGCAUGCUCUGGCCCUCAUACUUUGUUGUUUUGAUUGUCUUGUGGUUCAUCAUUGAACAAUAUACAAAGUACAUAUUUUUGUUGUCUUCCUGA
Trifolium pratense (red clover) is the source of this 2152-nucleotide messenger RNA. Its product is annotated as pentatricopeptide repeat-containing protein At1g80880, mitochondrial-like. Gene Ontology annotation, molecular function: protein binding. Lineage: Eukaryota; Viridiplantae; Streptophyta; Magnoliopsida; Fabales; Fabaceae. The record is from RefSeq and is a predicted model, not a curated record. The transcript has a single exon. The coding region runs from base 591 to 1712 and encodes 373 amino acids.